GUGAGAUAAAGUUGUGUAUCUAAUUUAAAUUGCAGAAUAAAUUAAUUAGGGCCGAAUAAUUUGCCGCUACUGCCCUGAAAAUGCCGAAAUUGCGUCUGUCAAAUGUUAAAAGUCGUCGUAAUACUGUUUAGGUUUAUUUUAUAAUAUUAUAUAUAGGUGUAGUUGUAAAUAUAAAGAAAUAAGAUUAGUUUAUUUUUUGUGUGUAAUGUAUAAUGCAAAUUAAGAUGCAGCCCUUCACGGCAUUUAUGAACGUAGAAAGUACGCGUUCAUACAUCGACGAUUUAUAUUCGCAAGAUUCCAACAAAUGUCUGGCUUCCAUAGUUUGCAUAAAGAACUCGGUAAUCGGUUCAAAUCGCCAAAAGGAAAGUGUUAUUGCACAAGGAAUCGUACCCAGACUGAUUUACCUUUUGAAGGAUAAGAACACAAAAUUAGCGGUUAGGGUCGAAGCGGCAGUAACCAUUGGAUCUCUAGCAAAGGGUACAGAAGACCAUAUUGAAUUGUUAAUCAAUUCGGGCACAACCCAAAUUGUAUUGGACCUUCUGGAAGAGGAUGAUCCUAGGCUUAUUGAUGCAUGUUUGUGUUGUUUACGCACUUUAUCUCAUCAAAAACAAAGUGCUACAAAGUUUAAUGUCAGGCAUUUGCAGAAGUUGUUGAGUUUUGCAGGGUCACAGGAAUCAUUGCAAAAACAGGCUUGCGUUGCCAGCAUUUUGAGCACAGCAUGCAAAUCGCCUGCAGAACAAAGUGCACUGUGUCAAGUGGGGGCACCUGCGGUUCUAUCCGAUUUACUGGCUAUUGAGAAUUGUUCUGUUAGGGUUCCUGUAAUGUCAUGUUUGGCAUCUAUGUGCUGGAAUAAUCAAGCUGUGGCCUCAGAGAUUGUUAAUACUCAAUGUAAGGAUAUAAAGAUACCAAAUUACCUUGCGAAUCUUAUUUCAAGGGACAGACCGGUAGAUAUGCAAUUGGAGGCGGCCAAAUGUUUAACUAACCUUCACCGUGCUUAUGCUAUUUAUCCAUUUGACCCCAUCAUUACACAUCGUACACUUCCAUGUCUUGUUAGGCUAUGUCAGCCUGAGCACACUGAAGCUCAUAGAGCAGCAGCCGCGGAAACUUUGGCUUAUUUAAUUGAAGUUGACAGCAAUUUUCAACAAAUUGCUGCUAUAAGUAAUCAGUUAGUUAGUGCUUUAGUAGAUCUACUUAAAUGUCCAAGUAUUGCAGCUAGACAAGCUUCUUUCAGAGUAUUUGCUUCUCUAGGCGCGAACGACGAAGACAUCAGGAAACGAAUAAUCGACACAAAAUGCCUGAUGGACUGCGUGGUGCAAGGAUUAGUCGAUGAAAAUAAAGACAUCAGGUUGGCCGCGGUCCGAUGUCUUCACUCUUUGAGUCGGUCCGUUCACCAGCUGCGCACCACGUUUCAGGACCACUCCAUCUGGCGACCACUGAUGACACUUGUUGCAGGAUCCCCUUCUGUGGAACUUUUAACAGCCGCAUCUUCAGCUCUCUGCAAUCUUUUGUUGGAGUUUUCACCGGCAAAAGAACCGAUGCUGCAACAAGGCGUGGUCCAACUAUUGGCCACUCUGACAUCACGAACGGACCCCGCCCUGCGCCUUAACGGCGUAUGGGCCCUGAUGAAUCUUGCGUUUCAAGCGGAACAACGAGUCAAAAAUCAAAUUCUAACCACGCUAGGGACGGAUCAGAUAUUUCGAUUGCUAGCGGACUCGGACACGAGAGUUUUGAUGAAAACUUUGGGGUUGCUGCGCAAUUUGGUGUCGCCCCGCACGCACGCGGACGCGAUGAUGGCCGAGCACGGCCCGCACGUCAUGCAGGUCGUGGUCCUGGUACUCGAAGGCCCGCACUCGCCCGAAGUGAAGGAGCAAGCGCUGUGCAUUCUGGCGAACAUAGCCGACGGCGAGAAGGCGAAAGAUCACAUCAUGUCGAACGAGGACGUCUUGAAGAAGUUGAUCGACUACAUGACGCACCCGGCGCCCUGUCUGCAGGAGGCCUCGGUGUUUUGCAUCAACAAUUUGACGCAGAACGGCGAACCCGGCGCGGAGGAAAGGCAGAACAAGUUGAAGGAGAUGGGCGUCAAGAAUGUUCUACAGCAAAUACUGAGCACGGCCGAUCCUGUGCUCGCCAACAGAAUAAAAUCAACUCUUGACCACUUUCCUGAUGUUUAGUAAUUUGGAAAAAUAGAUUUUAAUACUCCAGGACCCCUUAAUUAAUUGUGAUGUUUAGACUGAGAAUGUGGUUCUAUCUUUUUAAAUAAUUUAAUGUAGUCAUACAACCGUACGAAAUGUACCUAAUAUUGUUUCAGAUUAUGUUGUGUUAUCUUAUUAAUUGCACAUUAAAUAUAUGUUAUACAAA
Brassicogethes aeneus is the source of this 2358-nucleotide messenger RNA. The record is from the annotation of a GenBank genome assembly. Lineage: Eukaryota; Metazoa; Arthropoda; Insecta; Coleoptera; Nitidulidae.